Achroia grisella is the source of this 1743-nucleotide messenger RNA. Its product is annotated as myogenesis-regulating glycosidase-like. Gene Ontology annotation, biological process: carbohydrate metabolic process. Lineage: Eukaryota; Metazoa; Arthropoda; Insecta; Lepidoptera; Pyralidae. The record is from RefSeq and is a predicted model, not a curated record. The annotation marks the transcript as partial. Gene Ontology annotation, molecular function: hydrolase activity, hydrolyzing O-glycosyl compounds. The transcript has 7 exons.
GAUUCAUCUGCCAAUGCUAAGGGAAUCAAGAUUAAAUGGGAUGCCCCCACAUUUUUAAGACUUGAAGACUGCUUUGAUUUUGGUAACAACCACUGGUACGGUGGUCCCAUGCAACUCGACCAACUGUAUCCAAUUGAAAUAUCCCAACAAAUAUAUUCACCUUAUGUUUCCAAAGAGUCUGACAAUUCUGCUAUUGUCGAGAGAUAUUGGCUAAAUUCAGCAGGACAGUACAUCUAUGUCCAUCCGCAGGUGCCAUUGUUUGUAGACUAUUCGAACAUACAAGGUCACCAUAUCUGCUUCGGCGCUCAAAUAGCGGAGCCUUAUUCUUCUAGAAGAACUCACAUAGAACUUUCCUAUGAUAUAUGGCUUCUGAAAGAUGUUAAAGAAGCGCAUAAACACGCUGUCGCCAAUUAUCUUGGCAAACCAUCAAAUACACCAGACUACAGGAUGGUCCAAAAUCCAAUCUGGUCCACUUGGGCGCAAUUUGGCGUGGACAUAAAUGAAACUAAUAUCCUGGAGUUUGCUGAUGAGAUUAGAGCGCAUGGUUUCAAUGAUUCGCAAUUAGAAAUCGAUGACCAAUGGGAGAGUUGCUAUGGUUCUUUGACAGUUGAUGAAAAUAAGUUCCCCAAUUUCACGAAUUUCAUCGAAGAACUUAAGAGUCUUGAAUACCGCGUUACAAUUUGGGUGCAUCCGUUCAUCAACAGGGAUUGUGAGCCGUGGUUUACGGAAGCUUUAAGUAAUGGCUACCUCGUUUUGGAUGAAUCCGGAAGCUCAAAUACUACAUGGUGGAAUAGCAAUACCGCAGACUCUGGAUACGUGGACUUCACCAACCCUAAUGCCGCGGAGUGGUGGUACCGGAGGGUGCUGGAACUAAGAGACAGAUAUGGCAUAGAUAGCUUCAAAUGUGACGCUGGGGAAAGCAGUUACGCUCCACAGAUAUCUGUACAAAACGGCGAGAUUGAUUUACAACCCCAUCAUAUUGUGGAUGCGUAUGUAAGAACGUGCGCUAGAUUUGGAAACAUGGUCGAAGUACGGACGGGCUUUAGGACUCAGGAUCUCCCAAUCUUCGUGCGCAUGGUAGACCGCGACUCGGUCUGGGGUCUGAACAAUGGUCUAGCGUCCGUCAUCACGACAACUAUCCAGAUGAACCUGAACGGGUAUACCCUAGUCUUACCCGACAUGAUCGGUGGGAAUGGAUACAACUUGAAUCACGAGCAGGCGGCCCUGCCAACGAAGGAGUUGUUCAUAAGAUGGGUGCAGGCGACCACAUUCUUACCGGUACUGCAGUACUCGUUUGCGCCUUGGAAUUUCGACAACGAGACGAUAGAAAUAAGCAAGAAAUACACAGAUCUUCAUGCGGAAUAUGCCGAUGUAAUAUAUGAGGCUAUAGAGGCUUCGGUUGCGAAUGGCACACCAGUGAACGGCCCAGUAUGGUGGCUUGAUCCCACUGAUGAGGAAGCCCUACUUAUAUGGGAUCAGUACCUUCUUGGAGAAACGAUCCUAGUCGCUCCAAUUCUAGAGGAAGGCAAAACAACCCGUGACAUCUACCUGCCCCAAGGUAUCUGGUUAGAAGGUGGCGACUCAUCCAAGGUCCACGCGGGGCCAGCCUGGAUUCAUAACUACCCAGCUGCUAUAGACGUGCUUCCAUACUUCGUUCGCGAUUUCUCUUCUGAACCAGAUUCAGCAACGAUGCCAACUGCGGCCACUGUCCUGUUAUUUACAAUAAUCGUAAAUUUUAUAAAU